AGGGUAACCAUGGAGGAGGAUCGCAUGGGUAUGAGGAUUCAAUCGGAAACGAUUGAAAUUACGAAGGAUGAGAAAGGCUUGGUUGGCAUAUCCAUAGGAGGAGGUCAUCCCUAUUGUCCAUGCGUUUAUGUUGUACAGAUAUUCGACAAGUCACCCGCAGAAAAUGAUUCCAGGAUACGAGCAGGUGACGAAAUCGUAGCCGUGAAUGGAAUAUGCGUCAAAGGGGAACGGAAGUCAGCUGUGGCGCAGCUGAUUCAGUGCAGCACAAAUCCGGUCAAGAUCACGAUCAACAAAUUGGAGACAGACUCGUCCAAAGGAAAAACGUUGGAUAUCGUAAUGAAGAAAAUCAAACACAAGAUGGUAGAAUUUAUGGAUGCCGAUUCCGCAGAUGCUUUGGGCCUUUCUCGAGCCAUACUUUGCAAUGACCCAUUACUGAAAAAGAUGAAGGUGCUUGAAAACAACACGCAGCUCUAUCGAAAUCUCAUAAGUUUCUUCAGUGAUCUCUUCUAUUUUCAAGAGAAAAUUAGUCACUAUCAGAAAGAGUUUGGUGACGUAUUUUGCGAACUUGCCGCCCACGAAGCACAUGCAAAUGCUAAUGAAGCUUUUACAGUCUUCGGCGAAGCUCAUAGACAACUCAGUAGGAAACAGAGCGAAACUCUAAAAAAUUUACGACCUCUCAUCGCUGAUCUCAUGACUUAUGUCGAAAAAGUGAUUCCGGAUACGCAGCUAACUCUAAAAAAGUAUCUCGAUGUGAAGUAUGAAUAUCUAUCUUACUGUCUGAAACUCAAGGAAAUGGAUGAUGAAGAAUUGGAGUAUCAUUCUCUAAACGAAGGUUUAUAUCGCGUUGAAACUGGUAACUACGAAUAUAGACUGAUGUUGCGCUGUCGCCAAGAAACGAGGCAAAAAUUUGUACAAAUGCGAAAUGACGUCAUGGUAAAAAUCGAGCUACUAGAUCAGAAGCAUGUGCGGGAUAUCGCGCUUCACUUGACAAACUUCGCUUCGGUAAUGAAAGAGCAUCUCUCCGAAUGUUCCUCUGUUUUGCAGAACACGCAAAACUCUCCGAUCGAAAUUGACAUCAUCGAAAGAGAAAAAGAAUCCCACUACGAGAGCGGAUCAGUCGACGACAAUGCUGAUGACACCAAUAACAUCGAACCUGCUGCUGAAGGACAGCUUAUAAGCACUUCUUCACAAGAAGAUCUAACGAAUGAUAUGAAUCUCAUUGACAUAAAUUAA
Molecule: messenger RNA, 1233 nt
Organism: Cylicocyclus nassatus
Lineage: Eukaryota; Metazoa; Nematoda; Chromadorea; Rhabditida; Strongylidae
Source: the annotation of a GenBank genome assembly